AUGAGCGUGAUCAGCCCGGAGCAGUCCCACUACAAGGAGCUGCUGGAAUGCCUGCAGGGCUGUUGGCAGAACGUGAAGGAGCUCCACGAGUUCUACCUGGUCCAAGAUGCCUCCGUGACUCGGAUCAGGCAGAACACUGGUGAGACCAUGGAGUUCUCCCGGGUGCUGAAGCCGGAUUCCAGCGGCAGCGGCCUGCAGUGGGGCCUUCAUGGUCGGUUCGUCCUCCAGAUUGAUACAUCGACUUUGACUGCUGACUCUGACUUGACUCAAGUCAGUUGGCUGACUCCCGAGGAGGCACACGUCCAGGCCCUUUCCGGGCCCCGGGAGCCUGGCACGCAAGGGGUGAAAGGCUGGCGGUGGCAGCGCGUCGACCCUUUGCUGGCCGGUGUGGCGCCAGGCGUUCCUGUGGAAACUGCGGCGCCGUCGGCACCGGCACCAGCACCAGUGCCGCCAGCUUCGCCGAUGGAUUCGCCAACAGAUCCAAAGCAAGCUGCCCUGGCUCAGCUGCAGGGCUCCUGGAAGAACUGCUUGGAUGACAAUGAAUGCUACGUGGUCCGUGGACUGGACGUGAUGCGGUACAAGGUUGGAUUUGAAGCCAAGCCCUUCCGUCUUCACUGGGACGAUGCCACCGGGCGUUUGUGGUGGGGCUCAACUGGCAGAUACAGUCUCCAACCGCCGGCGGAUACGCAGAAAGCCGUGUGGGAGUCGAAGAAUGGCAGCCGUGGGUUCACUUGGGAGAGGACCGAGGGCCCCGGCGGGCAAAAGGGCCCGCAGCCUCCCAGCACCCCGCCUCCUCCGGCGCUCUACCAGGUAGCCACAUGGCGGGGCGGUGGCGGAAAGCGCCAGAAGCCGCAGGCCCGCAUGAAGCAGGCCAUGAAGCAGAGAAGGAGCGUGGGCAUGGGCGCCUGCCUCACCCUGCGCUCUGGGCUAUUGAUGCCUCAGCUUGGCUUGGGCACUCGCCUGCUGAAGGGCCCGGAGCUGCGGGAGGCGGUAAAAGCUGCCCUGCGCAGUGGGUACCGCCUCAUCGACACAGCCCCCGGCUUUGGCAACGAGGAGGAGCUCCUGAACGGCAUCCGCGCUGCAAGCCUUCGCCGCGAGGAUGUGUUUCUUGUGACAAAGCUGGCUCCAUCGGAGCAUGGAGAGGAGGAGGUGGAGGAAGCUUUGCAAGCUUCGCUGCAACGACUUGGCACCAGCUACGUGGACCUCUACCUUGUGCAAAGCCCAAAGGGCGGCAGCGUCAUUUGGACCUGGGAUGCCAUGCUCUCCUUGCGCGACAGGGGCCUUGCACGAGCAGUUGGCCUGUGCAACUUCAGCGCCAAGCACCUGGCGAGCCUGGAAUCCCUCUCGCGAGAGAUGCCCGAGGUGGUGCAAGUGGAGCUGCAUUUGGGCAAUCAGCAGCGAGAGCUCACUGCCUACUGCGCCGCUCGCAACAUCACCGUCAUGGCCGCAUGCCCCCUGGGUCGCGGACAGCUCUGCAGCGGCAAGAAUGCCACGGCUCAGGCUUUGGCAGGCAUCGCGGUGAAGCGGUGUCGCAGCGCCGCAGAGGUGGCGUUGCGCUGGUGCCUGCAACGGGGCUUUGUGGCCAUCCCCAAGAGCAAGACGCCCGCCCGUGUGGAAGCCAACGCGCCGUUCGGCUUUACGUUGAAUGAGGCGGACAUAAGCUUGCUGGACUCGUUGGACUGCCAGCUUUCCGUGAGUUCUGCUGCGCAGUCUUUAGACCUUCCGUGGGAGCAAGCGGUCGGGGAAGUCUCUGAGGUGAGUGACGGAGACAUCGGUGACGCCCAGCCAAAGAGGCGAAGGCGCCGGCGAAAGAAAGGCAAAGGGCGCGGGAAAGGGAAAGGGCCGGGCAAAGCGCCGGGCAAAGCUGGCGGCGCUGGCGGCUCUGGCGGCUCUGCCCAGCGCGCUGCAAACAUCUUGUUUGGCCUGAGCUAA
Effrenium voratum is the source of this 1932-nucleotide messenger RNA. The record is from the annotation of a GenBank genome assembly. Lineage: Eukaryota; Dinophyceae; Suessiales; Symbiodiniaceae.